AUGAUCAAGGACACUAAUGCUGCCUUUCUUGUGGGUUCAAGUAAUGGUUUGCUUUGUCUUAAUAUUGUCGAAAGGGGCACAAACCUUGAUUGCUGUGUUUUAUGGAAUCCUGCAACAAGACAGAAAAGGUUCCUGCCCUCUCACCUAUUAGAGAUUAGGUACAGGCAUAGCACGUUCGGGCUUUGUUUCCUUCCUCAAAUAAGUGACUACAAAUUGCUGCGAUUUGUAAACGUGCCUGUGGAUGACUUCAAAGCUGAGGUUUUCUCCUUGAGUACAGGCUCUUGGAGAGAAGUUAAGGCCAUUCCUAUGCUUGGACGCCAUUUCGCAAUUUACAAUAAACAUGUGAUUGUGAAAGGAGUAUGGUACUGUAUGGCUUCUAGAGUAAAGAAGGAUCCAGGUUCACAAGUUGUGCACUUCAUUCUAACGUUUGAUAUGGGCAAUGAUUCUUUCUCGAGAUUGGAAGAUGGAGUGCCUGGUUUUGGUAACCCUAUGGUGUAA
Molecule: messenger RNA, 498 nt
Organism: Dovyalis caffra
Lineage: Eukaryota; Viridiplantae; Streptophyta; Magnoliopsida; Malpighiales; Salicaceae
Source: the annotation of a GenBank genome assembly